Sinocyclocheilus rhinocerous is the source of this 457-nucleotide messenger RNA. Its product is annotated as cadherin-6-like. Gene Ontology annotation, biological process: multicellular organism development; cell migration; calcium-dependent cell-cell adhesion. Gene Ontology annotation, molecular function: beta-catenin binding; calcium ion binding; cadherin binding. NCBI's taxonomy places the organism in Eukaryota, Metazoa, Chordata, Actinopteri, Cypriniformes, Cyprinidae. Gene Ontology annotation, cellular component: adherens junction; catenin complex; membrane. The transcript is spliced from 2 exons. The record is from RefSeq and is a predicted model, not a curated record. The annotation marks the transcript as partial.
GUAUAUAUCAGUUCAGCAUUCCAGAGCUCACCAAGGUAGGAUCUUCAGUUGGCAGGAUCAGGGCUGUGGAUGCCGACGUCGGCAGAAAUGCGGAGAUGGACUACACAGUUGUUGGCGGAGACGGUCUGGAUGUGUUCGACAUCAGCACUGACAGAAACUCCCAAGAAGGCAUACUUAGUCUUAAGAAGCCUCUGGAUUAUGAAAAGAAGAAAUCGUACAUGCUUCAGAUCCAGGUCCAAAACACACAUCCAGACCCACGCUUUCUGAGCUUGGACGCUAAGGACAUGGCGACCGUCAGGGUCAGUGUUGAGGAUGUGGAUGAGCCCCCUCAAUUUGAGAAAAUCAGCUAUAUUUUGGAGGUGAAAGAGGACGCGGCUGUGGGCACCAUGAUAGGAUCGGUCAGCGCUGUGGAUCCUGACAUACGCCACAGUCCGGUCAAGUAAGGGCUUUGCGUUAA